AUGAAUAUGGAAAGGCUCCCGAUUAUUUCAGAAAUAUAUGGUGAUAAGAAUUCUGGGAGGAGUGAGUUUUGUUAUUACAUGGCGCAAAAUGUAAACUCAUUAUGGAUAGAGUCGUGUAAGAGAACGUGCACUAAAACAGCAGACUCUCUUAUGAUAGACUUAAACAGCAUGCAUAUAUGCAAGAUAGAAUAUGUUCAUUUAUUAGUAAAUAAGCUAAAAACAAAUGAAAUUCAAUGCUUUAUAAAAGAUCACAAGGUAAACCUUCUUGUAAUUAAUAAUUUAGAUGAUUUUCUAGCUGAUUGUACAGAAAGAAAAUGGGAGUAUGCCGAGCUGGUGAAGAAUUUAAAACUUUUGUACAUCACGCAUUCUGUAAAAAGCAUAAUUAUAACACAAAGCAGGCCAGAGCAGUUUAAGCCUGUAGUAAUUGGCAACAGGCCCAUGUGGAGCACAAGCACAGACAAUAAAUCUAAUGAAUAUGCACAGGAAGAGGAUGAGAGGGGUUUUGGUAUAAAUAUAAAUAUUUACAAUAUAUUGAAAAGGUAUAAAAAAGAAAAGAUCCCUAAGUCAACUGCAGAGUCUGCCCUAUGGAACAUGUGCAUGCCCACCAGAUUUUAUAUAGAAAAAACCCCUGCUGCUGAAAUACGCAUUUUAAAGGUAAUAAAGCCCAAACUAGCAAGCAAUCCUGAAUAUAUACUAAAUGCAACCCCAACAAGAAUAACCAUGAAAAGAAUUGAACCAAGCGACAAUUAG
This is a messenger RNA of Nematocida parisii ERTm1, 750 nucleotides long. RefSeq lists its product as uncharacterized. NCBI's taxonomy places the organism in Eukaryota, Fungi, Microsporidia. The coding region runs from base 1 to 750 and encodes 249 amino acids. The transcript has a single exon. The record is from RefSeq and is a predicted model, not a curated record.